GGAUGUGUAUUAUUGAUGCGCUAACCUAUGCGAGACUCGGAGCAACGCUCGGGAACGUCGUCGCAAGAUUCGCACAAUCCUGAUCCGCUACGCGGGUAACGCUCGUUUUGUCGUCGAAGGUCGACAGCGGUGACAAACCGCGGCUGUUUCAUCUUGGCGAGAUCGUCGCUCCCAACGUGUUUCAUCAGCGAGAUCGUCUACCGCCGCGCGGUAAUUCCCUGUGCGUAACGCGUUCUCCGCACGCACGUCGGUGUAGCUGUCUGUCGCAAUCCGACCUCUGGGUUCCUUGGACUUCAACUCGAGCGAAACCAAUCAAUGAGAUUCAUGGAUGAGAUACAGUUGCUAGAUGAUAGAGCGUGAAAAAUUGGACUGUAUCCAGUCCAAAGAAAAGUCUAAAACCUCGAAGAACAGAGCACAAUAGUAUCCACCACGGCUUUCACAGACAUGGUUGGAUUGGCGGGCGGGGGCGGUCAUUUGUACCCCUCGCCCCCCAUGCAGCCAAAUCCAGAGUUGAGAGAAAUGACAGGGAUAGCACCGAGCGCACCUACCAGUGCGGAUGCCUGCUUGAGUAUUGUGCAUUCGUUGAUGUGUCAUCGCCAAGGUGGUGAAAGUGAAGGUUUCAGCAAACGCGCAAUUGAAUCCCUGGUGAAGAAACUCAAAGAGAAGCGAGAUGAGUUGGAUAGCCUGAUCACCGCGAUAACCACUAACGGCGCGCAUCCUAGCAAGUGUGUCACUAUCCAGAGAACUCUAGAUGGCAGACUGCAAGUUGCUGGACGCAAAGGAUUUCCCCACGUAAUAUACGCUCGCAUCUGGAGAUGGCCAGAUUUGCACAAGAACGAGCUGAAGCAUGUGAAAUACUGCCAGUUCGCUUUCGAUUUGAAGUGCGAUUCCGUAUGCGUGAAUCCGUAUCACUACGAGCGAGUGGUAUCGCCCGGCAUAGACCCGUUCUUUACAGACCUGUCUGGAUUGACUCUUCAAUCUCCCGUGGGUGUGGGCGGCAGGCUGGUUAAGGAUGAGUAUACGGUCGGAGGCGGUGGUACCGCUGCCGCGGCAGCUGCGGCCGCGGUGGGAUCGCCAAUGGACGUGGACGGUGAGAUGAAUCAGACUAUUCAGCACCAUCCACCAGCUCAGCCACCUGCAUCCAACAACGCUCAACAAACUCAGCAGGGUUUCAUACCGGGUUUACCACCCCCUAAUCCAACCAGUACUGAGGGUAUGUUUAGCACCGGUGGGGGCGGGAAUAAUGGUAAUCCUCACGCUAAACUGGAUGACAAUAAUUGCCCCAGACAAACCUGGAUACCUACGCCUCAUCACUCGGCAGGUCGAAACAUGCAUCAUCCAGUAGUACAUCCAAUGAGUCACACCGUAGGUAGCCAACAGCAAUCACUCAACUCCGCGUCGAGCGGAACAUCCGGCUCACAGAUCCUGAGUCCGUCACAAGGUCAAUCACCAGCCGAGACGUUUUACAACAGUGCCACAUCUCCGCAAGAUAUCAGCCAACCCUCCACAGUCGAUUCGUUAGCGGCCUCUCUAGGUGAAGGACAGAGUUCUCCUGUAUCGCCUGUGCAUUUACAUCAUCCAAACGGUUUCCCCGUGGGCACAGCGCCGUACAAUUCCGGAGCGCCCCAAUGGACUGGUGCCAAUACUCUCACAUAUACUCAAAGUAUGCAGCCGCCGGAUCCACGUCACAUGCACACAACAGCGUACUGGGGUCAUGGAAAUGACGUCGGAAAUAUCGGAUUGCUCUCCACACAGCCGGCACCAGAAUAUUGGUGUUCCGUCGGUUACUUCGAGUUGGACAUUCAAGUUGGUGAGACGUUUAAGGUCAGCAGCGGAUGUCCAACCGUCACCGUAGAUGGCUAUGUGGAUCCGAGCGGUGGGAACAGAUUCUGUUUAGGUGCCUUGAGCAACGUGCACAGAACAGAACAGAGCGAAAAAGCACGUCUCCAUAUAGGCAAAGGCGUUGUGCUAGACUUGAAGGGUGAAGGUGACGUUUGGUUGAGAUGUCAGAGUGAACACAGUGUCUUUGUACAAUCGUAUUACUUAGACAGAGAGGCGGGCCGAGCACCUGGUGACGCAGUACACAAAAUCUAUCCUUCAGCAUACAUUAAAGUUUUUGAUUUGAGACAGUGUCAUAAGCAAAUGCGAGGCCAAGCAGCGACCGCUCAAGCCGCCGCAGCGGCUCAAGCUGCGGCUGUUGCCGGUCAUUUAACGCACGGAGCUCCUAUCACUAAAAGUCUUAGUGCGGCUGCAGGAAUUGGAGUUGAUGAUUUAAGAAGGCUUUGUAUUCUGCGUUUGAGUUUUGUGAAAGGGUGGGGUCCGGACUAUCCACGACAAAGCAUAAAAGAGACACCAUGCUGGAUUGAAGUGCAUUUACACAGAGCGCUUCAAUUGCUGGACGAGGUAUUGCACACAAUGCCCAUUGACGGGCCACGAGCAAUCGAAUAAUUCCGUCGAUUGAUCUUGAACUAUAAGAAACUUGAAUAAAGAAUAUCACGGCAUCGUCAUUGAAAUCCAGUGAAUACGUGUAACGUGCAUGUUUCGAGUAAUUUCGGUUUGAAAAUGCGAGUAGAUAAACGAAGAGAGAGAGAGAUAGAUGGAUAAGUUCAUUGAACGAAAAUAGAUUGAGACGCAAAAUUUAUCCAUAGAGACAGAGAGCUUGGAUAAAGAGAACUUACGAAAAAUUAUUCAUAUAUUUAACGACUGGUGAUAUAAUAACCUGUGUAGGACAGGGGUUCUCGAACUUUUCAAUACUCACAUUUAUGCAUGCAAUAUGAGAUUUCUAUCUGUUUUGAAUUGGUAUAUAUAUGUAUUUUUUUUUCUUGCAGAAUGUAUGACGUAAUUGUAACUACUGUAUUUUUUAUUGACCAUUAACUUUUAUUAAACAGAGUCGAACGUAAGAAGAAAAGAUCUGAGCUGACUAAUUGUUUACGUAGAAGUGUGAAUUUCCCGAAGUAGUAAACAAUUAAACAAAUUUCGAAAUUAUUGUAUUCUUAGUUUUAUUUGUUUUUCUACACCAUUCGGUUUGAGAACCCCUGCUGUAGGAUAAACCAUGUGCCACGGCCUUGCACUACCAUCAACGUACAAAAGUGAAAGAAACAUUAUUUUUAUUUACGAAAUGUAAUUUUUUAUGGAAAGAGGGCGAGAUGACGCAUCUCUCUGACCGACGAAGAAACAGAAGAAAAUAGAACAACGGUCUUCUAUAUUUUGCUAGGCGCGCGAUCGAGAGGAUUUCCUCAGCGAUGCGCAGUCUGCUAAGCUCAGUGAUACCCAGUUUCGAAACCGUAACAUAGUCAUAACCCUGUUCUCUUUGAGAUUAGCUUUGUAAGAUAAAACUGUUUACAUUUAUUACUUAUUGCGAAUGUUAAGCUCAACAUUUGUAUCGGAUGUAGUAAGAUCUUACAUUUCUAGAUUCCCGAGGUACGCAGAUGCGUGAAACCAGAGAGAAGACUGAGAGCGGCCAUCCUAUUGUAGUUUUUUAGCCGCUGGUUUUAGCGCCAUAUCUACAAAAGUGGAUCCACUUUCGUGAAUAGGGUGCUAAAACCAGCGGCUAAAACCGUCAUAAGAAACUACAAUAGGAUGGUCGCUCUCAGUCUUCUCUCUGAUGAAACAUACAGCGCGUUUUGUCUGCCUUAAGAUAUAGGGCGAGAGUAGGAAGAAUGUAUAAAUUCUACGACUCAGUGACUGCGAUUGAAGAGAACAAAAAUACAAAGCGAUUUCGAAAAAAAAAAGAGAGAUUUCGCUGAAACUCGAAACGUGAGAUAUAAUUUAGCGAGAAUCUAGAAAUUUAGAGAUCUUAGAUUCCAGGAAUCUUACAGUUUGAGAGUUUAGAGAAUGCGAGAAUCCUAAAAUAUAAGAAUUAUCUUUAUAUAUACGCUCGUGUAAUACAGUAGGGUGAUUUUCUUUACACAGUAAUACAUUUCUGCCAAGAGUAGCGAAAUAUAGAUAAUUUGUAAGGGAAUCACACAAGUCAUAAUAAUCCUUCACGUAAUGAUAAAACAUUUUUGUAUUUAAAUUCCGACAGACAAGAUUGUGAGGUUUUUUAUUGAUUGAUUUAUGAAACGAUCACACUUGAAUGUAUCGUACAUAUAUUUAUCGCAGUUUGUAGAUAUAGUUUAUAUAGCAAUUACGUUGGCAGAAAUUUGGUACAGUGAUGUUACAAUUAUUUGUUUAUUGUGAAUGGGUAAUUUGUUUAUAUAUUGUCUGUUUUACAGUUUAUCACCAAAAACUAUUUUAUAUACAGUGAGAUCGUGAAAGUUCUCUACUGAACAUUCUUGUUCUUCUUUCUUCUUCGUUUUAUCAAAUAAAAUCUUUUAAUUUCUUAGUUAUUAU
Molecule: messenger RNA, 4332 nt
Organism: Pseudomyrmex gracilis
Lineage: Eukaryota; Metazoa; Arthropoda; Insecta; Hymenoptera; Formicidae
Gene: Med
Product: mothers against decapentaplegic homolog 4
Exons: 12
Coding region: 445-2448 (667 amino acids)
Biological process (GO): anatomical structure morphogenesis; SMAD protein signal transduction; BMP signaling pathway
Cellular component (GO): heteromeric SMAD protein complex
Molecular function (GO): DNA-binding transcription factor activity, RNA polymerase II-specific; I-SMAD binding; RNA polymerase II cis-regulatory region sequence-specific DNA binding
Source: RefSeq, a predicted model, not a curated record